Erinaceus europaeus (western European hedgehog) is the source of this 4795-nucleotide messenger RNA. It is a transcript of the gene SYT1, whose product is annotated as synaptotagmin 1. Gene Ontology annotation, biological process: calcium ion-regulated exocytosis of neurotransmitter; synaptic vesicle endocytosis; regulation of calcium ion-dependent exocytosis. The transcript is spliced from 13 exons. The coding region runs from base 520 to 1788 and encodes 422 amino acids. NCBI's taxonomy places the organism in Eukaryota, Metazoa, Chordata, Mammalia, Eulipotyphla, Erinaceidae. The record is from RefSeq and is a predicted model, not a curated record. Gene Ontology annotation, molecular function: calcium-dependent phospholipid binding; syntaxin binding; clathrin binding. Gene Ontology annotation, cellular component: axon; synaptic vesicle membrane; dense core granule.
UUCCUGGAGCAGCUGCAGUGUAGGGGAUGCUCUGACUACCCCCGUGCCUCUCCCUGCAGCCUUGCAAGCCACAACUUGGGGCUGCAGCCCGCCCAAGCCUCCGGCACCCCCUUUCCAAGGCGGUGCACAGCAGAGAGGAGAGGUGGGGGUGAUCCGGCAACUCCCGAAGGGGCUGCCCCUCUGAGAACGAGAGCGAGCGCACGGAGGCAGCAGCAAGAGGAGUGCUCCACGCCCGGGUCCUCCAGAGGGGACCCGCGACUGGCACCCCCCUCCAUCUCCACCACCAGCAGCAAGGUUCUCCCAGCAGGAGAACUUGAGUGACCAGAGCACGAAUUCAUUUGGAAGAGUGUUCAUUUUGCCUGCUGCUUCGUUCCUGGAAACUGUGCUGUGACUCUCCAAUUAAGGCUGAUCUCACUUCACAUGAUUCCUUCAAGCGCCAUCCAAUAGGAGAAUAAAAAAAGAAUCUGAAAGAAAAGAAUAUCCUAGAGUUUCUAACAAAACACUACAUCUAAAUCUAAGAUGGUGAGCGAGAGUCAUCCUGCAGCCCGGGCAGCUCCACCUGUCACCCCAGUGGCCACUGUGCUCCCACACAAUGCCACAGAGCCCGCCAGUCCUGGAGGCAAAGGGAAGGAAGAUACCUUCUCCACGCUGAAGAAGUUUAUGAAUGAUCUGCAUAAGAUUCCAUUGCCACCAUGGGCCUUAAUUGCCAUAGCCAUCGUUGCUGUCCUCUUAGUCCUGACCUGCUGCUUUUGCAUCUGUAAGAAGUGCUUGUUCAAAAAGAAAAACAAGAAGAAGGGAAAGGAAAAGGGAGGGAAGAAUGUCAUUAACAUGAAAGACGUGAAAGACCUAGGCAAGACCAUGAAAGAUCAGGCCCUUAAGGAUGAUGAUGCUGAAACUGGACUGACUGAUGGAGAAGAAAAGGAAGAACCCAAAGAGGAGGAGAAAUUGGGGAAACUUCAAUACUCACUGGACUACGAUUUCCAAAAUAACCAGCUGCUGGUGGGGAUCAUCCAGGCUGCUGAACUGCCUGCCCUGGACAUGGGAGGCACGUCGGAUCCUUAUGUCAAAGUGUUUCUGCUGCCAGACAAGAAGAAGAAGUUUGAGACAAAAGUCCAUCGCAAGACCCUUAACCCUGUCUUCAACGAGCAGUUUACCUUCAAGGUUCCCUACUCAGAACUGGGAGGCAAGACCCUGGUGAUGGCAGUGUACGACUUUGACCGCUUCUCCAAGCAUGACAUCAUCGGGGAAUUUAAAGUCCCCAUGAACACGGUAGACUUCGGCCAUGUAACAGAGGAGUGGCGUGAUCUGCAGAGCGCUGAGAAGGAGGAGCAAGAGAAACUGGGUGAUAUCUGCUUCUCCCUCCGCUACGUACCCACCGCCGGCAAGCUGACUGUCGUCAUUCUGGAGGCGAAGAACCUGAAGAAGAUGGAUGUGGGGGGCCUAUCUGAUCCUUAUGUGAAAAUUCAUCUGAUGCAAAAUGGCAAGAGACUGAAGAAGAAAAAGACAACAAUUAAAAAGAACACACUUAACCCCUACUACAAUGAGUCAUUCAGCUUUGAAGUCCCUUUUGAGCAAAUCCAGAAAGUGCAAGUGGUGGUAACUGUUUUGGACUAUGACAAGAUUGGCAAGAAUGAUGCCAUCGGUAAGGUCUUUGUGGGCUACAAUAGCACCGGGGCGGAGCUGCGACAUUGGUCAGACAUGCUGGCCAACCCCAGGCGACCCAUUGCCCAGUGGCACACCUUACAGGUGGAGGAGGAAGUGGAUGCCAUGCUGGCGGUCAAGAAGUAAAGGGAGGAAGAAGCCUUUCUGCAUUUGCCCACACAGUACUCUAGCCAGUCUUUGUAAAUACCUCAGUAAUGUGGGUCCUUUCAUUUCUCCAGCCAUGCGUUCCCAAUACAAUUCAGUGGUACUUCAAAUCCUGUUUUCAUUUGCACAGAUUUAAAUGUAGAGAACCCUAAGCCCGUCACCAUGCCACCACCCUCAAAAUCUACUCUUCUUUUAAGCAAUAUGGUGUGUAGAUAGAGCAUGACUGAGAUUACUUAUUGUAUCACGCCGUUGUACAUACCAGUAUGCUAAAGAUUUAUUUCUAGUUUGUGUCUUUGUAUGUUGUGUUUCCUAAGCUGUGUAUAUCUAGAUGUUUUUAAUAAGAUGUUCUAUUUUAAACUAUGUAAAUUGACUGAGAUAUAGGAGAGCUGAUAAUAUAUUAUAUGGUAAAUAUAGUAUCGUCUGCAUUCCGGCAAAAAUUAUUUAUAUAUAUAUAUACAUAUAUAUAUAUAUAUCGAGUUGUAAGGCACUAGUCCAGUGAAACUGACAUCUUAAAGGACAACUUAAAGCUGAGCUUUCUAUUGGUUAUUUGACCACCAAGAUACACCUAUACGCCACAUCCUAGUAGGUGAGUCCAACUUUGUAGAAAUUCCUCACAGGCAAAGCAGCACAGUCUGAAGGGCACGCCGAGGCUGAUGUCCAGGAAGCACAGCCAUAGACCAGAACAUCAUCGGUCUGCACGUGUCUACCAAGCUUGGGACACAGCUGCACUCUGACAUCUGAGGGAACAGCUGAACUGUACCCAGUAACUUCAUAUACUGCAUAUACUGCAGACAGAAUGGAAGCGCCAUGGCCCCCACACGUGCUCGCGCAUGUGUGUGUGUGUGUGUGUGUGCGUGUGCGUGUGCGUGUGCGUGUGUUGCAUAUCCCUAUGAGGGUAUGUGUCUGUCUGGAAGCUAGGAGAGUGGAGAAGAACUGAGGGGAGAAGUCAGCAUUUCUGAAAUAUUGCCUGACGAUUUCAAAAACAAACAAACAAACAAAUAAAACAAAACAAAAAAAUAGCUCUCCGUUGUCACCUUUACACAAACGUGCACCCCGUGAAUUCUCCUCCAGAUUUCACGCCUCUAACAAUUCCAAAACGUUUGCACAUUCGACUUUGUAACACAAUAUUUUGUUAUACAAAAACAGAUGAGAAGGAAUGCAGAAUAUUUUUCACACAGCCAUCUGUGCUUAUUACACAAAAUCAUUUUGUGGUCAAACAGACAGUAUUGUAAUCCCAUCAGAAGAUGAAAAAAAAAAAGAAGAAAUAUAUAUAUAAACAAUUAGCCAUAGUUCUGAAUGCACUUCAAUUAAGCCAAAACAAAACAGCUAGUGGUCUUUUUUAUAUGCUCUUUUUACUUAAAUAAGUUUUAAUUUGUCCUUUAACAAAAAAAAAAAUAUAUAUAUAUAUAUAUAUAGGGUGAAACAAAACCAAGAACAAGUUCUAGAAAACUGAAGCAACCUCUUCUGUACACUAGAUGCUUGACUGAGGGGUGUUUUUAAAUGUUUUCAAUGUUAUUAUGUAGUAAAUGGCACUAUUAUGAAGCUACUAGUCAUUCCAUAAGAGUCUUAAAGGACUGCUCUGUGUAACACUGUGACUGCUGUGUGUGCUUAGACACCUAGUUUCCUCAGUGGAUAGCACUCAACUUAUUCUGUAGUGAUAUUGUAACAAUACUGCCAUUCCCUUCUACUGCACUGCCCAAGGUGUGUGUAGCACAAACAGUUCUUAUUACAAAGGACCAAUUCCGAACUGAAAAGCUAUGCAUAGGACUAGAAAGAUACAUAGAACGGGGUGAAACACACAGCUUUUUGUCAAGCACUGUGCAAUAUAUUCCAUACUUUUCCCGAAGAUGGGUAGACUUCCCAGCCCGCGGAAGGGUUGCCCAUUGUCUCACAAAGCAUUGAGUUUUUCCUUCCAUCACUACCAGUGACCUAGUUGAACUUCUGGGCCACGGCUGGUAGGAAUGCUCUAAAGUGAAAGCCUACCUUCACAAAUAGCAAAACAGAACAAAAAGAGCAUGAGCACUGGCCUCGUGUUCAGACUUUAGGAUAUCAAGCCACGUUUCUUCCAGACUCAAAGAGAAUUUUUAAAAGGGCUGACAGUAUAGGCUUUGAACAUGAGGUUGGCUGUUUCCUGACAGAGCUGAUUCUAGUCACAAUACUUUGCUCAUUGAUACAAAAGGCAGCCAGCCCUUUGGCCUUUUUCCUCCCAGCCACAGCAAACUCUACAGAACUGGUUCAGACACAAAGGAUGGUCCUUUUUUAAAAGAAAGUAUAGAGAGAUAACAGAGAAUGUACUCAUGAAGGGAGACAAAAUACCAGAAUGAAGGUAAAAGCCAAAAAAGCAUCGUUCCAAUUUAAAGGACCAAGCCUUUACCAAAGACGAGGGAGUUGACUGACUUGUUCCAAGUUUUCUUAAAUACCAGAAACUGACAUUUAGUUGCGUGACAUGCAAUGUCAGGUUGCUCAGGCAGACGGCAGGUUUGAGUUGCCGGACACACAUCACUUCCUGCAUUGAAGUACUACUAAUGCAUUCUCUCGUAACACUGCCAGACAUGGAACUGUCACCAUAGAAUUAGUAGGUACUCUGUCAUCUUUCAUGCAUCAGUGAGCGACCCUGCUUCAAGACCAAGAUUCAUCCUCAGAUAAGCCACAUGUACCUUUCUGACAAAGCUGUGUGAAGUAUUAGAGUCCGACACUCUAGAAAGAUCCUAGUUGCCUUUGUGUAUAUUUACUGCCUGCUUGAGUGUUCCUAUGUGUGGGUUUUCUCUGUAUCUUGUAGAAGUGUUGGGGUGUUUUCUCCUGCCAUAAGGCUCGUGGCCCGCGAGCCCCACUACUUUAGCUAGCUGUAUCUUACCUUUGUUUUUGAUGAGGUGGUUGAAAUUUUGUUUCACUUUGUGUAGUGAAUUCCACAGUAGUUUUCCGAUUGUUGUUUAAAAAAAAAUGACAACAUAUUACACAGAUAGUCAAUAAAAAUGUUUUAUUUCCUGUU